CCUUCGCCACAUCCGUUCUUCUUCUUUGGUUAUCAUGGAUAAAACUGAUAAGAAGAUGCCAGGCUCUCCUCCGGGACCAAGAGGACUCCCAAUACUCGGGAUGUUGCCGUUCAUGAUGUCAUAUCCGGAACGAUUAAUGGCAGAUUGGAGUAAAAAACAUGGACCAGUAAUUAUGGUUAAAAUGGGACCAAAGAACGUUGUUAUCCUCGGCAGCUCGGACGCAGCUCACGCCGCUUUCGUCAAGAACACUCACCUGGCGAAUCGACCACAGGACGGNCUCGAGAUCUUUGCCGGCGGGAAAGGAAUCCUCUUCAUCAACUCAAGUAUGUUCCAUUCAGAACAGCGAAGGUUUUGCUUGUCGGCUCUUCGUGAGUUUGGUAUGGGACGCAGGACACUAGAGCCGAAGAUCGUGGAUUGCGCCGCCAUGUUGUGUGACCAAAUUGAUGACGUGUGUGGUGAUGACGUCAGCACAGGUCCUAUACAGAUAGAGCAGAUGAUUUACGUCACAAUGUCCAAUGUGAUAUCACACCUAGUGUUCGGCCAUGACAGUUUGAACGAUAACAAGGGGUUAUGUGAAUUGCUUCUCCGUACAAUUGAACCCAACAAGUACAAUGCAUUGGCUGGCAUCCUUAUGUUUCUACCUUCCCUCAAGAAUGUACCACCCUUCAGUACCACCACUAGGCGCGCUAUAGAGUUCAGGGAGGAUUUGCACCGUUAUAUAAAAAUGGAAAUCGACCGACACCGCGCAUCGAGAGACCCCAACCAACCGCGUGACUUUAUUGAUAAAUUUCUCAACGAAAUUGAGAAAAUAAAAGUGCGACACAACAGCAACAACAACAAUAAUAACAACUUAAUUCUUAACAAUAACGUAAAAGACAAACAUCUUUUGCACCCUAACUACUCCCACCAACUUCAUUCGCAUCACCAUGGCAACCACCACCAUGGCAACCAUCAUCAUGGUAACCAUCAUCACAGUAACCAUCACCACGGUAACCAUCAUCACAGCAACCACCACCACCACCGUCCUCGAAAAUCUUCCGGUCGUUCCCCGCGUCGCAGAGGCUCAAAAUCCCGCCGAAAAAUCGCCGGAGCGUCGUUCUCAGAAGAUCAACUUAUUCCUCUGGUUCGCGACCUUUUCAUGGCAGGAACUGAUACGUCAUCAACUACUAUAACAUGGGCCGUAAUCUUCUUAGCCAGUUUUCCGGAUGUGCAAACUCGGCUUCAUGAGGAAUUGGAUUCGGUUCUCGGACAAAGUAGGACGCCGAGUGUUUCUAUGGAAGACAAGAUGCCUUAUAUGCGCGCGGUGAUACAGGAAACAUUUCGCAUGCGACCGCCGCUUCCACUCUCCGUUCCUCAUGUUGCGCAAUGCAAUACAACGUUGAUGGGAUACCGUGUACCUAAGGAUUCAAUCAUUCUCACUAACACGUGGGGAAUUCAGAACAACCCCAAGUUUUGGGUCGACCCUGAUACUUUUAAACCUCAGCGCCAUAUUGACGAUCUUGGUAAAUUCAUCAAAAGUCCUAAUGUCAUUCCUUUUAACAUUGGGACCCGCAACUGCCUCGGUCAGCAACUUGCUAAGAUGGAGUUGUUUAUCACUAUUGCUUCUCUCUGUCGACGAUUCUGGUUCACACUACCGACCGGGGAAACCCCUGACUUGAAAGGCGAAAGCACUUUCAUUUUAAGACCUUUUCCUUUCAACGUGGUUGCUACAAAGAGAGUUUAAAGCUGUUCAAAUGAUCAAUAGCCACUUCUUUAUUUUGUAAUAAAUUUCUUGUGAUUAGAAUGCAAGUAGAAUUAGAAAGUCUCUAACAAGUU
Molecule: messenger RNA, 1815 nt
Organism: Ciona intestinalis (vase tunicate)
Lineage: Eukaryota; Metazoa; Chordata; Ascidiacea; Phlebobranchia; Cionidae
Product: cytochrome P450 2U1
Biological process (GO): xenobiotic metabolic process
Cellular component (GO): intracellular membrane-bounded organelle; cytoplasm
Molecular function (GO): iron ion binding; heme binding; oxidoreductase activity, acting on paired donors, with incorporation or reduction of molecular oxygen, reduced flavin or flavoprotein as one donor, and incorporation of one atom of oxygen
Source: RefSeq, a predicted model, not a curated record